AUGGCGACAUUGACUGGCACGAAAUUUCGGGGUGAGAGCUGCGAGUGUUUUAAGUCCAAGAGCAGCCAGAUUCUCGUGAUUGGCUGCGUAUUCUGUUGUUCUGACAUCUCUUUCGUCGUUGACCUCGCUUAUGGCAAGAAUCAGUUUAUGCUUUUUAUCGAUCGUGUUGGUGUGUUUUUGGGCAAUCGAGCUCCGUGGAUUUUGGUUAUGGAUCUCUGCAAUUGCUUUGGUUUUCUGUGCUUAUUAUUGAUGGCGUAUAAAAGGAUAGUAAAGGAGCUUAAGGACUUGCAGAGGGACCCUCCGACGUCUUGCAGUGCCGAUCGUUAUGUUGAUGUUCUGAUGCAUGUUUCUAUUCCUUCUUUUAAGCUGGAAUGGUAUUCACUUAUUGCGUGGCGUUUUGGCCUCUAA
This is a messenger RNA of Striga asiatica, 408 nucleotides long. NCBI's taxonomy places the organism in Eukaryota, Viridiplantae, Streptophyta, Magnoliopsida, Lamiales, Orobanchaceae. The record is from the annotation of a GenBank genome assembly.